Aethina tumida (small hive beetle) is the source of this 1474-nucleotide messenger RNA. RefSeq lists its product as uncharacterized. Lineage: Eukaryota; Metazoa; Arthropoda; Insecta; Coleoptera; Nitidulidae. The record is from RefSeq and is a predicted model, not a curated record. The transcript is spliced from 3 exons. The coding region runs from base 99 to 1364 and encodes 421 amino acids.
GAACAUCCUCGGUUGCCAUGGUGAUAUUGAUACAAACUGGACAAUGCUUGACAAAUGAGUCAAGCAAAUUAUUAAAAUUAUUUGUAAUUUAAUAUAUUAUGAUCAAAUUAUUGACUUCAAAACACGAGAAAUUGGAGCCUUUCGACUUUAAUUCACAAAGACAAACAAGAAAUGUCAACUGGACGAAAAGGAACAGUUCAAGCGCAAUAGCGGGGGUACUCAAUCCGGUCAGCCCCACGAAAAAGACCCAAAAAAGUCCAACUAAAAAACCGGAAAAACCUAAAAAAACAUGUUACUGCUACGCACCAAAAAAACUGAAACCGAAGCUGUACAAAAAACCAAAACUGCAACUCCAAAAAUCGGAAUCGGGUCACCUGAGACGUAGACGCAACACGAUUUGCUGUCACGCCAAGAUCCAAAGAAAUUACACCGAGGAAAACGAAGAAACUGGUCAAGUACUCGACGAAUUAACGGAAACACGUGAGGCUUACGAGGAGUACAGGAAGAAUUUGAUCAAAGACAGGUGUUCCUGUGCCUGUUAUUACCAUGAUCAGGCUGAGAAGCUGUACAGGGAUUAUUUCCGACUGAAGGAGAAUGCGAGGGUCAACGAUGUGGAGGCCCAGACUAGUACAUGUUUUAAAUCAACCGACUGCGUACACAACAGUAAAGAUGGACCGAAGUCCAACGCCCAAGUCCAGACCAGUGAGAGACUGUUAAAACAUUACGAAGGACUAAACCGAAACUAUUCACAAACCCAUAGUACUGAAGACGAUUACAGCUUGACAGAAAUAUUCAGUGGAAGCAAAACUACCGAUUACACUUCAAGAGAAACCCUGGUACCCAAGUCCCAUAAACAAAUCAGCACUGAUGAAGAAGAAUUAACACCAUCAGAUCCAGACGUCACAGACGUGUCCGCAGAAUUGUCCCGAGAUCCUACCGUGCAAGGCCUGAAGGAAUUCAGAGAGAGACACUUCUUCGAGACCCACAGCCUGCCCAAACCGCCGCCCGACCACCGUUGCGUCUACAAAUACAAAGUAUCCGACCGUCUGUACCCGGUGCCCCUGAACGCCGACCCCUACGGCGAAAAUCGUUGCGUAAUCUGCGACAAACCUAUGGAAAAGGGGCACAAACGCAGAAGUGAAACGCCGGUUUCCGGACCGUUGGAGAGUCUCACUAACAACUCUCACCAGUGGACCAACAAGCAGAUGGUGCAGGGCAUCAACGCCCAGUUUCAGAUGCAGCUGACCGAAAGGGAUGUCAAGACGUUCAACGAGUGUUUCAAGGAAAAGACCAGGUUGCCUUGUUACAAGAACUCGAUGGCGUUACGCCAGCAAAAAAUGUACGGAUCCAAGUUGAAAAUUUGAGAUCAUGUAGCUCAUGUUAUUUAAGAAACUAAUUCAAAUAUGUUACGUAAGAAUUUGUAACGAAAACAAUGUUAUGUUAAUUCUAAAUAAUACAAUUUUGUUAAACUUUA